Molecule: messenger RNA, 1047 nt
Organism: Rubroshorea leprosula
Lineage: Eukaryota; Viridiplantae; Streptophyta; Magnoliopsida; Malvales; Dipterocarpaceae
Source: the annotation of a GenBank genome assembly
AGGGGCAAUUCAACUAGUUAAAAAUCUAAGAUUUCAAGUUGGAAAUUUUAGGUUUGCAAGCAAAAGGAAAUUUCACGAAAAAAUAGUGGGAGAAGAAAAAAGAAAGGACUCAAUUGAAGAAAUCAAAAGUUGGGGGAUGAAAUCCUUUAAGCUAUAAAUCUAGCCCAUUUCUCAAACCCAUCUCAAAUGCUUCCUCCCCAAACCAACCAGCAGCUACGAUCACCAGCCAUCAUCGGCACAUCAUCGGCAAUCAUACCCUUCUACACCCUACACCCCCUUGUUGCCGCACCCCUCUGCUCUCCCCUACUGCUGUACCAAGCCUGUGCCCUUGUUGCUGUGCUAAGCCCAGAUCCCUAGCCCUGCACUCCUACGCCUCUUACACCCCCCCUCUUCUGCACCGCGCCUUACCCUCUGCACGCCUGAGCCCCACUUCUGGCAAUCAUACCCCCUGCUGCUGCACCGAGCCUACGCCCCUGCACUCUACGCCCCCAACCCUGCGCCCCCAACCCUGCGCCUCUACACUCCUGCUUGCUACAGCCCUAUCCUUGCCUCACCUGCAGAAAAGACAGCGUAUACCAAACAAAUCGGCAUCCUCAAAAGAAGUUUUAUUUUAUUUUUAUUUUAUUUUAUUAUUUGGGUAUAUAUAUAGAGAAAAAAAAUCAGAUUGAGGGGGAUUUUUUCUUUUGGUUGAUUUUGGGGUUCUUUGGUUUGAAUUUGGGUAUUGCCAGAGGUGGCAGUAAGAGGAAGAGGAUCUUGAAUUUCUAGAGCUCACUGAAGGAGAUUGUGCAUUUCCUAAGUUUUUUUGGUCUUAGGUAAAAAAAUUUCUAAAACAAAGGAUUUUUUUAGCGAAAAAUGGUGAAGGAAAUGAUGGAAGCUUGAUCUUGUGGGCGUAAUUCCUUCCAUCGGAUCUAGAUCCGUUUUCCUCUUAGAAAUCCGCCGUCCUUGUUUAUCCUUUUUUUUUUUUUCCUUUCUGUUGGUGAUUUGGUUCUUUUAUUAAGGAUGUUAAGCUUGCAUAUGCUUAUUUGGAAAUGAAUGAGAAUCGUAGUU